Messenger RNA from Naegleria lovaniensis, 525 nucleotides. RefSeq lists its product as uncharacterized. The record is from RefSeq and is a predicted model, not a curated record. NCBI's taxonomy places the organism in Eukaryota, Heterolobosea, Eutetramitea, Acrasida, Naegleriidae. The transcript has a single exon. The coding region runs from base 1 to 525 and encodes 174 amino acids.
AUGGAAACACAAGUUUCAUCACCCGUAGAGCGACAAGAAGAAGCCUCAUCAUCAUCAUCAUUGAAUCCAACCACAAGUACUCAUCCCUCUACGAGUCAUUUAUUUAUUGAAAAUAUUAUGAAAGCUGCUCUUCAUCCGAGUGAUAUGGAAAUCAUUCAACAAAAACAAGCCGAGGCUUUUAAAGUGAUGAAGCAAACCAAUGAAGAUCUUCAACAGAUCAAUUUAAAGUGUAGUAAUGAGUUACCGAAUAUUCAAAAAGAUUUUCAAAUUCAUCAAUUCAUGUUGAAAGAAAUGAAGAGUGAUUUGGAGUUUAUAACAAAAGCCUUGGCUGAUAUGAGGAGAAAAUUAGGAAUUAAAGAACCCGAACGGAAAGAUGAUGAGGUGGACGAGGUGGAUUUGGACGAUGAAGUAUUGACUUAUUCACCAGUGGCACCAUCAAAAGUGCAACACGUGAAUGCUGAUUCCUUGCAAGAACAUGAUUCUGAUUAUUUGGAAGGUGAUGAUAUGAUGCAUUAUGUGAAUUGA